CGGCGGGGGCAGCGGGAGGAGGAAGAGGAAGAACAGCCGGGCCGGGCCGGGCCGGGCCGGGCCGGGCCGGGCCGGGGCAGCCGAGCGGAGCAGUCCCUACAAGGUCAGGGGGCCGGCCGGGCCGUCGCUCUGCAGCGCUGAGCACGGCGGCGACGUGACCUACAUUCGCGCGAGGAAGGUGCCCCGCGCCGCGGCACGCGCCGGCCUUUCGCUGCAGCCACGCCAUGAAGCGGCACAAGUGAAGGCAAAGCCGUCGGCACGUCGGGCCGCGCGCGGGAGGCGGCGGGACAUGGCCAGCUCGGCACCGUGGCUGCGCUGGACGGAACGGGACCUGGGCAGCGGCUCCCGGGAGCCAAAGCUCUGGGAGGAAGAGGAGGAGGAGGAGGAGGAUUUUGAAGAGCACGUGGAUGAGAACAGAGUCAUUGGCCUGCAGGAUGGGCUUACGGGCCGGCUGAGGAGCUCCCGUUUCGCGGAGGCGCUCGGCUGGCAGGUCCCGCGUCCCCCUGCGCACGCGAGGGGUUUCCGCCGCUGCGAGCCGCAGGAGUUUGGUCUGGAGGAGUCAGGCGCCGAUGGGGAGGACGCCGGGAGCCCGACGUCAGGGAACGGCGAGGACCCGGCUGAUGGGCUGCAGGCAGACCUGGCUUAUUGGCGCCCGCGGGAGGACGCGACCGAAGAGGACGAGGAGCGAGGCAGCUCGGGGGACGAGGAGAGGCUGGAGGGCACCUGGGGGGCCGAGAGCGACGGGGAUGCAUACCCGGAGCUCUCCUACGAGGGCCAGUACGGCUCCGAGCGCAGCGGCAGCCCGGAGGCGCCGCAGGACGACCCGGCUCUCCGGAGCCCCUACGAGCAAUCGCUCAGCUUCAGCACGGGCGGCGGGGAGACGUCGGCACCUUCGGACAUCAGCCCCAGCCCUUCCCCUCGCCGCCAGCUGCGGCCGGGCCGGAGGGAGCCCGGCGGAGCCUCCGGGAGCCCUGGGGCCGCGGCGGGGCCGACGUCGCCCUGCCCCUCGGGCGGCAGCCCCGGGCUGAGCCUGCCGGCCGGCUCCGGCCGCUGGAGCCUCCGGCUCUCCGCCGACGACCUCCCCGGCCCCGAGGCAGAGCCCUUCGCCGACUCCAGCGCCGGGAGCAGCAGGGAGCCGCCCGCCGGGGGCUUGGCGCCCGCCGGGCAGCGCGGGAGCAGCGGGACCCCGCCGGCCGAGAGCCCGCAGUACGGCCGAGGGCCGCUCAACUACCCGCUGCCCGACCUGUCCAAGGUGGAGGCGCGGGUGAAGUUCGACCAGAGCUACCGCCCGCCCCGCGGCCGGGCGCUGCCCGCCGCCGCCCCUCGGGGCCGCCCCGUCCUCCCCAAGUCUCCGGCCGAGAUCGUGCGCGAGGCGCUGCUGAGCGGCGCGCCGGGCUCGCCGCCGUGGUGCCCCGCGCCCGCCGCCGGCCUGCCCCGUGCCUGCGGGUGCCCCAAACAAGCCACCCAGCUGGUGCAGCAGCUGCAGGACGACUACCACAAGCUGCUGACCAAGUACGCUGAGGCCGAGAACACCAUCGACCAGCUGCGGCUGGGCGCCAAGGUGAGCUUGUACGCCGAUCCGCCGAAGCCCAGCCACAGCGUCCACAUGGGGACCGUGGGGACCAGCUCCAAGGUCAUGGCCUUCAGCAUCCCACAGGCGAGGACAGCAGCCAUCAGCGCUGCCCCUGCCCCUUCCACAGCCCUGCAGCCCUCUGUGGACACAGAGCCAGCACAAGGACCAGUCAACCAGGGAACGUUGCCCCAGUCUCAUUCGCCCUCUUUCUCCGGGGCAAGCUGCUAUGUGUGCUCAGGAGAGUGCAGGUUCCCAGGGCAACACCUGUGCCCAGGAACUCAGCUCACACAGACACUGGCAGGACAGACCCGCAAGUUUCAGGCUCAGGUGGAGUCCUUUGAAGCCUGGAUCCAGGCGGGGAAGUCCACGCCACAGGAGCAGCUCCAGAGGUUUAGGAAGCUGAAGGACACUCAGGACACACUGGAACGAGCAUACCUGCAAGCCCGGGAGGAGAACCGCAGGCUGCAGCAGGACCCAGGAGCUUCAGGGGAAUUUGAUCCAGACCGCGCAGUAGAAGGGGAGAUAUUCUGCCUGGGGAUGCGUCUGGAGGAGCUGAAAGAUCAGCUCGAGCGAGCAGCUCAGAGCCAGUUUUCCCCGCGGAGCUGUUCGGAGCCGGGCUCUGCUGGCCACUCGCCGGUGCCACUCUCUGAGACGUGCAUGUCUUCCCCGACUCCCUCGCUGCAAGCCCCGAUGCCAGCCGCACGCACCCCCUACCCCGAGAGCCCCACGCAGGUGGCCCUCACCAGCACCCGGCUGGGCACCGGCGCGAGCUCUGCGAGUGGGGAGAGCGAGGCAGGAGCUGAGCUCCCCAAGCCCUUCUGGCACAAGCAGCUCCGGGUGGAGGAAGACUUCGGUGACCUGCUAGAGCAGUACAAGCACUUCAAAUCCUUGCCGACAUCACUGAGCCUGGAGCAGCUGAGCCUGGCAGGGAGCCAGUCCCCAGAGGAGGUGGAUGGGCCUGUGGAAGGGGAGAGUGGCCUGGGCAAGAUCUCCUGCAGGACACAGUUACUAGAGGAGAGGACUGACAUCGGGACCUCUCCCUUGCAAACCCUAGAGAGGAGAGCGGGGCCGCUGUCUCGCAGGGAGCAACCGCGGCCAGUAGGGAACAGCGGCCGCCUGCCCUCCGCCGGCAAGCAGGAGCCGCUCGCCGCAGCCACGACGGUCAAGUCCCCGGUGGGGGUCCCCGAACCACCGCAGCUGCAGGCACCCCUCUCCCACCGCAGCAGCAAGACGGGCAGUGCUGCCUCUGAGCACCGGCUCCAUGAGCAUUGCCGACAGGCAAAACCUGCCCAGGCGGAGGAGCAGCGUAUCAUAUCACCGGAGAUGGACAGUGGGUUUGUGGGCUCAGAGGCCAGCAGGGUGUCUCCGCUGAUGCACACGCCGGAGCACCGUCCCCCACAUGCUGAGACACCUGGCUCGCUGGGAAGACCUGGCCCCAUCUCCACUCCCUCAACCCUCCAUCCGCUGCAGAAGAGAGAGGCAGCCCCGCUUCCCUCAGAAAAGGCACUGAUGGGCAUCUAUACAACCUCCGGGCACGGGCCACCCCAGGACGGCACGCGGGGGCCCAGCCUGCCCCCCAGCACUGCCUCGCAAACCAGCUCCCCUCCCCGGUGGGCAGACAGCGUUGCCAGUGAGGUGGCACCUGAUGCUGACGGCACUCACACGGACUCGGAGGCAGAGGUGGAAGGGAGGAGCUGUGCCAGCACUUACAGCCACCUGCCUGGUAAGACCGGGGGUCCAGCCACCACCAUGCCGUCCCUCGCCAAGGUUCACCAUGACCUGCUGGGCUCCCGCAUGGAGCGCGACCAGGCGAUCCGCGCGCUGCGGGAUGAAGUGUCGCGGCUGCAGCAGAGGCUGGAGGAGAGCUUGCACCGACCGCGCAGCCACCCGGCGGGAAGAGCCUCUCCGCGCCCUGCAAAGGCCCGGAGGCAGAUGGUGGGGAACGGGCUGGCCCCCAAGGACCCGGCGCCCUCUGAGGAGUCGAGUGCCAUGGCGCGGGGGAAGCCGGCCCCGGCGACCAAGCCAGCGCGGAGGGGGAGAUCAGCGUCGCUGCCGCGGGACGGGCCAGAGCUGGACCUCAUCUCAGAGUCAGAUCGCUCACCAGCCGGGCCCUGGGAUGGGCGGUCCAAAGCCAUGCUCUCCCCUCGGAGGAGCCCUCGGAGCCUGCCGGACACGGUGACGGUUAAGGGCCAAUACACAGGGACGUGGUACCACGCGGUGCCGCUCGCCUCCCCAGCACCAAGAGGAGAGCCGGGCACUCCUUCGUGCCCCCACUGCCGUGGGAGCCGGCCGCCGGCCAGUAAGCAGCCCAGCAUGCAGCCCCUCGGGAGGCUCUCGUCACAUCCCAAGCAGGAAAAACGCCUUUUUGUCUGCGAUCUCGGAGGGCUUCCCAGUUCCCUGUUAAUGGAGCUGUUAAUGACUUCAGACAUUAAUUCAUUAAGUAACUACAGAAUUACAAGACUCGAGGGAGCCAGUUCCUCAGUGGGAGAUGCGGUGAGACAGCCCCAGCAGAGCACUGCAAGGAAGACACGCUGUCCCACGUGCCAGGCACUCCGGGACGCCCCCACGCCCAACACCAGGGACAGAGCAGCACACGCAGAGCACAGCUCGGACAGCAUGUCGUCUCCAGGCUCCCAUGUUGCUCCCAGAGCCGAGAAGCUGGAGCAGCCUGGACUUUGGUACUUGGCAGCCAGCCCUGCUGCAGCCAGUGUCAGCUACCUUGCACCGGUCCCCCUCGUGCCUUACGUGCCCUCUGUGCUCUACUGCUCCCCAGCAGUAUCUACCUCAGCCCCAGCCUUGGCUGGCCUCCCCCUCCAUCACGUUGCCGGGUACCGGCAGGCAGAACGGACACCACGGGCCACCCACCAGCAAGCUGCUGGCCACCACCGCCCCCUCACCCUGGACCUUGAUGACUUGGAGGACCUCAACUGGUCUCUGUCCCGCGCUGUGGAGGCCGCCAAGAGCAUGAAGUUCACCACAAAGCAGAUGAGCCGAUCGCUGACCUCCGAACUGAGCAAAGUCCGGGACCUCCGGGGAUCCUGUCUCUUCUGAGGGGAGCUGGACGUAGCUGGGUUGAAGCUAGGAAGCUGGCAGAAGGCCAGGAGAAGGCCUGGGGAGUGAUGUGCCAAAGCAACUCGUCCGUUCCCGCCUUCUCAGCAGGCAGCAGGAGAAUCUUGCCCCUCUCUGCUGGAUGCUCCCUACCAGAUCCUGAGGCACCUCCGUCCAAGACAAGGCUGGAAGCAUCUCUGCCGGGUCCUAAACCUGCUCCCAACCCACAUCAUAGUUGCCUUAACCCUCCUCACCUGUGUGGUUCAUCCACAGGGAGGACGCUGCAUCUGCCCCCUGAGGUGGGCAGAUCUGCCUGCUCUGUGCUGAGCCAGGAGCAGUCGGGCUAGUUUACAUGUUUUCUGAGACACUCCCUAUUCCUGGCACCCGUAACGGUUCCCUUGGGCUCUGUCCCCUCCAUGUGCCUCUCUGUCUGGCCCCGCAGUGCCUGGGCAGAUGCUGCUGGCAAGCCAAGAGCUUCCUCGAAAUGCUCUGCUUUUGUGUAGGUCCUACUGCAGUAAGGGCUGAGACCCUGCGUGGAGCCGUGUUUACCGCGUCUCCGCCUGCAGAAGCGUGUACAGAAGUACCUGGGGUCCUGUUUUAUUUCCAAAGGCAAAUGCAGAAGGAACUGCCUUAGAAACAUCUGGAUAGUUUAAUUUAUGUUACCGGCUUUCUAGGGUUGCACUUAAGCUUCGCGUUGCUGGCGCUGCCUUUGCGACGGGCGAGCCGUGGCACUGGAAGGGGCUUUGCGUUCUCCGUCACGACGGCUGUUCCCCUCCCCGGCCCCUCUCCCCGGCCGACCCUCCCGCUCCGGUGCCAUUUAUAGCUCCUGCUGGGAAUUUAGGCCAUUUCUACGAGCCCUUCGGCAUCGUCUUCACCAGACCGGGCGCUAAUUCCCGUCCUGUUCUUCCCGGCUCUCGGAAGACGUGGGCUGUUCACGCUGACUGCCGGAGGGGUUCGGGCAGCGGGCGCAGCCGGGGUGCGGGGCUUUAGCGCUCGGAAGCGAAGCAGUUUGUGGCCAAGUCUCUCGCCGCUUUGACUGUUCUGCUGCUAGGUAUUCGGGGUCGUUCGGGUGCGUUGCGACGCCCCGACCGCCCCCGCGGCUCGUGGGGGGCAGCUCCCCCGGCAGUGUCCGGGCUCGGCUGCUUCAAACCGGUGUCUGCUGUUUUGGGGCAAGGCUGUGGGGUUUUUGGUGUUGUCUCCGUGUUUUAACGCCCAACCUGCGUUUCCGCCGUGUCCGCAGUGGGGAGGGCCCCGAGCUGGUGGCAUCCCUGCGAGCGGGUGCACGGGCAGACGCCACCUUCUCCCGCUUCCCGGCGGUGGAAGGGGCUUCAUCAAGCUCCCAGCAGCUUUUCAAUCUUCCCUUUUCCCAUUUUUAUACCGGCAAAGGGAGAGGGACGGGAGGAGGAUCAGGCAGAAGAGGGACAAAACCGAGUGCCACAAAGUGGCUCUAACUGGAAAAGCGUCUUUGGGGAGGGGGAGCGGGGUGCUUUGGCCGAGGAAGCUGUCCGCGUCCCCAGCCCCAGCGGAGCCGCCGGGUGGCCCCCGCGCAGCGCUGGGGCCCCGGGAGCCGCCGGAGCGUCUCCAAAGUCCUCCCGGGGACUCUGCCCCGCGUAGGCGCUGCCUUUCUGCUCCCCGCUCUGUCAUGGGACUCGAAUCGGGUUGGACCCUGAAUUCGGGCCCCGAAUUGGGCUCAGCUGUGUGUCACGUAUGGCCUUUUUUUUUUUUUUUUUCCCUCCACGGUAGCUAGUAAGUAGCUAAAUCACUCUUUUGGGGUUGAUUAUCAGUAUACGAUACAUGUCUGUGUAUAUAUGUGUAUAUAUAUAUAUACAUAAAUAUGUAUAUAUGUGGGUUUUUUUUCUUUUUGUUUUACUUUCCAGCAUCACCCUAAGGGCAUUUGAGUUUUCUCACGUAAUUUAUUGCUGCAGUUUUUAACUAGCUCUUGAGCGCGUGUUUACGCCUGUGUGUUUUAGGGCUGUGCCGGGGGGGAGUUAAGCCAUUCCCCCCCCCCCCCGGCCCAAGCCCAUCCCGGCAGCAUAAAAAAGAGGGAUUUGGGGGGAGGGUUCCCAGGGGUCCGGGCAGGGGGUUGGCUGGCUGUCGCCGUCUCCACUGUCUCCAAAAAAUCAGUGGAAAACGCUGAUGAGAAAUAUAAAGAAGCCGGUGCCGGCUGGUUGGGUUUCGCGGGGCGAGGGCGCAGAGCGCGGCCUCGGAGCGGGAAGCCGCCAGCGGCGCGAGAAGCGGCCGGCGGCGCUCGAGCGUCUGAAAUGCAAUAGCAAGAAGCAUAGAGGACGGUUUUCUGCAGCUCUUAUUUUGUAAUAAAUAGCAGAGCCAUUUGGACGGUAUUUUGUAAGAAGCUAAU
This is a messenger RNA of Rhea pennata, 6977 nucleotides long. RefSeq names its product AT-hook transcription factor (gene AKNA). The record is from RefSeq and is a predicted model, not a curated record. Gene Ontology annotation, cellular component: centrosome. Gene Ontology annotation, biological process: neuroblast division in subventricular zone; epithelial to mesenchymal transition; neuroblast delamination. Bases 290 to 4624 code for a protein of 1444 amino acids. The transcript is spliced from 23 exons. Lineage: Eukaryota; Metazoa; Chordata; Aves; Rheiformes; Rheidae.